AUGGCACGCAAGGUCAGCCAUGGCCGCACGAUACCCGCCGGGAGGCUUGCUACAGAAUCUCAAGAUGCAGUCCGAGCUGUGAACGGGCAUGUCCGCAAGCCUGCCUCGGCUAGCAAAAGCACAGAAGAAAGUUCAGCCGAAUCCGACGCAGACAAGUCACCUGAGCCACAGAGGCGCAGAUUGGACAGCAAAGUAUCGCAGAUUGAAGCGAGCACCAGUGAAAAAGUCGGCGCAGAGCAAGAAGCAAGCAGGCUGGCCUUGCAUCGGCUGCAAUUCGUCGAUCCUCAAUUUUCGAGCAUCACUUGUCUGGCUCUGACGCCGUCCACAUUCAGACCGUCGACCUGCAAGCAUCUCAGCUUCUCUCGCCCUGAUCUCUCCCAGGGUGCACAGGAAAGAGAACUGAUCGCGGUCGGCCGGGCAGAGUCUGGCAUUGAGCUCUGGACAUGGCUGGACGGCGAUGGUGCUCGCCCCCUGGUGACCGCUCGACCAGCAGCCCCAUCAUCAGACAGGAAGGGCAAAGCCAAGCAGAGCUCUCUGGAUGGCAAUAGACAAGGCUACGUGCAACUGGCAGUCUUGCCCCUGCCUUUGCCGUCACGCGUAGAGCAUCUCGCUUUCGCUCACCAGAACGUACUCUCGCCGUCAGAGGUAGAUCUCGCCGAUUCGACAGAUGAGCUCGCGCGGGAGCAAGCAAAGCUGCUACUCACUCCGCCUCGACUGUUUAGCUCAGGAGGCGGCAGCGAGCUUGUCGAGUGGUCUUGGCUAGGCUCACAGAGGGGCCAGAUCAGGAACCGCAUUGACUCGCAAGGCGGUUCGAUAUGGUCUGUCGCCAUCAACGCGACUUCGAGCAUUAUGGCCAUUGGCUGUGAGGAUGGCUGCGUCAGACUCAUCUCGCUCUGGGACGAUACGCUCGAACAUUCCCGCCGGUUCGAUCGUGUCGGCACGCGGAUGCUCAGCAUUGCUUGGGGUCUACCCGUCCCCUUUUCGGGCGCAAGACAAGGCCUAGAGGAUGUGCUGCUUGUCACGGGCGGCGCAGAUUCGAGCAUCCGCAAAUGGGACGCGCGUUCGGGGCGAUGCGUUGCAAAGAUGACGACAGAGCGCCGCAAGGAUCAACAGACUCUUGUUUGGGCCGUGACUGUGCUGAGCGAUGGCACAAUCGCUUCUGGAGAUUCGAUGGGCAACGUCAAACUAUGGGAUCCUCGGAUGAACGUCCAGUUGCAAUCGUUCGCGGCGCACCAAGCUGACUGUCUCUGCCUGUCUGUGUCUUACGACGGCAGAUCACUUUUCACUUCGGGCGUCGAUCAGCGCGUCACCGAGAUUGCCUAUGUCCCACAGGCUCGACGCUGGAGCCUGUCAUUUUCCCGUCGGGUACAUACGCACGACGUGAGAGCGCUGGCGGUAUCACCGAUGUAUGCGUCAAACUUACAAGGACGUUCGCCGGCUGCUGUACCUCUGCUGAUCUCAGGCGGCUUAGAUCUUGGUCUGUCUGUUUUGCCCAUCGCGCCAGUAUCAUCACAGAGGCGUAUCAAUCCGAUCAGUGACGGGCCUGCCAUCCGUUUCGAGGACGCUACGCAGCGUCGAUACUCUUAUGCGCCCGCUGCUGCCCCGAUAGUGCACAUCUGUCGUUCCUCGCGUCUAGUCGUCUGUCAACGAUUGCGAUCAAUCGGCAUAUGGCGCCUCAACGCCAAGAUGGGGGACGCCGAUCUCGCCUUGCCUUGGGUAAAGCUCGUGGACAUCGAGAUGAAGCUUGCGAGCAACCUUGUUUGUACGGCGAUUUCGGCGGAUGGACGCUGGUUGGCGACAUCAGAUACCCACGAGCUGCGGCUGUUCGAGCUGACCCAAAAAGCGGACGGCUCUCUAGCGCCCAGGAAGAUCAAGCCACUCACUGUAGCUGUCAACAAAUCUCGAGCGUUUGGCCGGAUCAAGGGCGCAUCUGCGAUAGCCUUCACUGCGGAUAACCAGCGACUCAUUGCGGCGUCGCUGUCAACCCAGGACAUUGCUAUCUUCCAUUUGGCAGAAGCUUGCAAGACCGUACACGUCUUUGCUCGCACACGAGGAAACAGUAGCGCAGAAAGAUCGAUCGUUCGGCUGACUAACGGGCAUGCACAUCUUAACGGCAACGCGAAUGGUCACGCUCAUGUCAAUGGCGUGCAUCAUGACUUGGCGGAAGGGUCGUCGAGCUCGAGCGAUGAUGAGGCCGACGCGAUCACCGUCGGGGACAACAGUGACCAUCCACCCAUCACGGCCUUUGCAGUCAGCUCGGAUGGACAAUGGCUAGCUGCCGGCAGUGGCUUGCAUGUCGAGAUCUACAAUCUUGACAGUCUCCGACAUCAGUGGAGCAUGCCGUCGACUCUCCUGCCAGCCAACGCUAUGACGUUUCUUCCAGGCUCGUGUACCUUGGUCAUCGGUCUGCCGAACAAUACUCUGCAGACUUACAAUGUCGAGCUGAAGCGCGAGCAACUCUGGCUGAGCGGCAAGCCCCUGGACAGCGCCGGCACUUUGCAACUUCAUCGCGACCAGCUCAUUGGUCUGAGCACCCAUGCAAGCCUCAAUAAGAUUAUCGCGUGGGGAUCGAGCUGGGCCCAGACAAUCGACUUGCCGCCCUUUGAGCAGCAAGGCAAGAAGCGUCGACGAGAGUCCGCGGUUGUCGCAGACUCGACCGCUUCAAAGCCCACGAGCGUCAAGUAUCAAUCUCUGCUUGCGUUUGAUUUUCUUGGCGCGAACGAACUUGCGGCUAUCGAACGGCCAUUCCAGAGUUUACUCAGCACGCUGCCAAAAGCGUGGAGCAAGCCAGGCAAAUUUGCUAGCUGA
Messenger RNA from Mixia osmundae IAM 14324, 2808 nucleotides. RefSeq lists its product as uncharacterized. Gene Ontology annotation, cellular component: t-UTP complex; 90S preribosome; small-subunit processome. Bases 1 to 2808 code for a protein of 935 amino acids. The record is from RefSeq and is a predicted model, not a curated record. Gene Ontology annotation, molecular function: RNA binding; protein binding. Lineage: Eukaryota; Fungi; Basidiomycota; Mixiomycetes; Mixiales; Mixiaceae. Gene Ontology annotation, biological process: maturation of SSU-rRNA from tricistronic rRNA transcript (SSU-rRNA, 5.8S rRNA, LSU-rRNA). The transcript has 4 exons.